This is a messenger RNA of Panicum virgatum (switchgrass), 1397 nucleotides long. RefSeq lists its product as uncharacterized. NCBI's taxonomy places the organism in Eukaryota, Viridiplantae, Streptophyta, Magnoliopsida, Poales, Poaceae. The record is from RefSeq and is a predicted model, not a curated record. Bases 14 to 961 code for a protein of 315 amino acids. The transcript is spliced from 2 exons.
GCUGCACCAUUCGAUGCCGUGCGACUGCUUCCGUGUGAUAGUCACGAGCCUGCCAAGUGAACAAGGGCACGGCUCAGACUGCACGUGUUGGAAGGUCAUGGCCAGAGUUGUGCGUGUGUAUAACAUCGCUAUAAGAGCAAAUUAUCAGAUGUUCGUUAAGGAGAAACAACGAUUUGUGAUCGGUGAUGACUUGGUGAUCAAGCCUGCGUCAACAGUCAGCACGCUGUCGAUGCUUCAGAAGGUCACUUCUGAUAGGAUCGGUCAUGAAUUUGAGGAGGUCGAAGUGUGCGUCGGCUUGGCAGAGGUGGCAUCUAUGCUGAAGGCCUCUAUUUCUUCCAAAACAGUAUUCACCAAGGCCUUCCUGUCCAAGGAAUCAGACCCGCCGGCUCCUCAUGUCACUAAUAACCAAAUCAAUGUUGAUCCCAAGAUUCAGCAUCAGUGCGACAGAGAUCCUGAUUCUUCACCACAUUUCAACAUCAAGAUCUUCUAUGACAGGCACAGAAAGAGGGUCAUGUAUGCUGAAUGCAAACAUGAUUUCGUGGACCUGAUCCUCAGCUUCUUGACUUACCCCGUGGGCUCUCUGUUCAAGAACCUGGGUGGAACCUCCCAUCUCGGAAGCAGCUUGGACAAUUUGUACAGCAGUGCAGUUGAUCUCAAUGUUCUGAACACCACUUUGGAGCGAACCAUCCCAGAAUGGUUCAACUUAGGUCGACUUCCAUGUUCCCGGUGUUCCGAAGAUAACAUCGUAAAAGGAUGUGACUUAUGUGAUCCGCAGUUCAGCAGAGAUGCCACCUAUGUCGUCGAUGAUGAUUUACUCAUCUAUCAGGCUUCAGCGAUACUGGUGAUGAAGCAUCGGUGUAAGGUGGACAAGGAAAAGGUUUUGGAGAUGGACGUUGCAAUCAGUAAACUAGAGGUAAAAGUCCACAAGUAUAUAUUCAUGUGCUAUUCCCACCCUAAUUAACUAUAUGUAUCCACCUGGAAGUUUUAUCAAUGAUUGUUUGGAUCAAUCUUUUGCAGACUGUUGAUCUGCUAAAAGCAACCUUGACUUCGUGUUGACAGCUAAAAUUGGCACCAACCGGUCUGACCGAAUGGUCUGACCGAUCGAGGCACUGUGGCCUGUCCGGCAGGGACUGACCGGUCUGAUCGGUAGGUCCGACCGGUCUGACCGGUCCAGGUAGAAUCCGAGUACAAUUAGGGUUUUUCAUAGAUUUAGAUCUGUAAACAAGAUUUCUUGCGGGAUAAGUCCACCCCACCCUAUAAAUAUAAAGGGUCACGGCCGAUUAGAAAAUCCAAUCGAUCAAAACACAUCAAUACAUUACUUUUCUUUAUGUUUAUUGUUUCUAUUUUUAUCUCCGAACCCUAGCUCCUUCCAAUCCUUUUCUGUUGUUCUUCCUUCG